This is a messenger RNA of Dujonia railenensis, 1551 nucleotides long. The record is from the annotation of a GenBank genome assembly. Lineage: Eukaryota; Fungi; Ascomycota; Pichiomycetes; Serinales; Debaryomycetaceae.
AUGCAACUAGACUUGGUACCAACGCGUAUCAUCUUCGAGAGAGCUACCACAUCUUCUGAAUCUCCAACGGCACUGACAGGAACGUGCAUAUCGUGUCCCGCAGUUACAGACACCUGUGACACUUUGAAUUGUGAUUCAGAUGAAGAGUGUAAACAGGUAGCACAGAGUUGUUACUCGUGCGCCAAACUUUACUGUGCUAAAAGCUCGGACUCUUCAGGUAGUGGUGCGCCGAUCGGUGGGAUCGUGGGAGGUGUUGUAGGAGGGUUGGCCAUUUUGGCGAUUGCUGCUCUAUUAUAUUACUUCUUUGUAUGGAAAAAGAAGCAUCCUGUUGCGUUGGCGGACGACGAUAUCAUGAUGAGUGGAGCCGUGAGCGGCAGUCUUAGCGGUGAGGAAGGAGAAAGUAGCUAUGCUAUCAGUCAGAUGGAUAGUCAAUUUGGUGUGGACCCUGCUACUGCACCUUUGGCUAAUUCUACCACUACUUCGGGAGGUUCUGGAGCAGCAGAGAAGCGGCCAUCAAACAGGAGACUUUCAACUUAUGAAUCGUUCACCCGACCUCAGGCUAGGUAUGCCAACAAGAAGGUACAGAAUAGAAGUAUAAAUAAACUGCAACAGCAACAACAGCUAGUGCAACUACAACAACAGCAAAACCUGCUGUUGCAGCAACAACUCCACCAGCAGCAAGUCUACUUGGACCACAACAGCUCAAACAGAAAUUCCGUGGCCACUUCCAUUUCGACUACGAAUGCAUCAAACAUUUUACCCAUUGCAUAUAUCCCAGGGGUUACCGUACGUCCUACUAAAAACAAUACCCGGUCUAUUUAUUCAUACGAGACAGAGUCUGUAUUCUCAGAUUUAAACACUAUUGAAAAUGCAUCGAUUAUUGGGGCAAGACCUCACCAAUCUGAGCACCAGAAAGAUGGUACUAUGACUGCUAUCAAAGCUCAACCAAGGUUGGUUAAUGUAGGAAAAAUAGAAGAGGAAGAGGACGAAGAUGAAGAGGAGGACGACGAUGAUGAUGCCGAUGACGAUGACGAUGAAGAUGAAGAUGAGGAUGAUGAUGAUGGUGAAAACGAUGACGAUGACGAAGACGACGACGACGACGACGAGGAAACUGAUUCGGACUUGGAUUCGGAUUCAGAUCUUGAAAACUACAAUGCCAAAAUCGUAGGAAACAAUCGAGCAUCGAAACAAACAAUGAAUACCGUGACAACUACAGAAAGUGAAGAUUCGGAUAUUGAUUCGGAUCUUGGUGAAAUAGAGAGAGCAACGAGUUUAAGAAGAACUGCCAGAAUGGUCAAUGGACCAACACUCACAACUGUCAAUGGAGCCGGAGCAGGAGAGGGAAGUUUGGAUUCUCCGCAAAUAUCCCAAGGAGGUGCCAGUACUUUGAAUUAUGUUGACAUGGAAAGACCGAACAUACCCACUAGAGCUGAUCUGCCGCAAUCAAGUAAUCAUGGAUCGUUCUUAUUGAAUGUUGACUUAGUAGGACCAAGUCCUAAGAAGAACACCGACAGUGCUCGUCAGAGCCCAUUUGAAGACCCUAAGAGUUAA